Molecule: messenger RNA, 2168 nt
Organism: Striga asiatica
Lineage: Eukaryota; Viridiplantae; Streptophyta; Magnoliopsida; Lamiales; Orobanchaceae
Source: the annotation of a GenBank genome assembly
AUAGCUCAAACAUCAUAUUCAUUACAUCCCCAAAGCCCAAACCCCAACUGUUGGAACUUCAUCAUCAACGGAGCAUUGAGGGCGUGACGGGUUCGAACAGCCACUACACGGAGUUGUCGCUGGCGGUCUUCUUCACCAUAGUGGCGUCGAUGUUCGUCACCUACAAGGCGGUCUGCUGCAUGUUCGUAGCAGCAAGUGACCCUUCGGCUGUCAAGAGGGCCAAGGACUUCGUGGACCGCGAGCCGGUUCAGAUGGGCGACAUUGCCGAGGAAGACCUGAGGGCUUAUGAUAGGUCGGACCUGGUAAAUCCGCUGCUCAUGGCCAUCAAAGGGACAGAUCUAUGAUGUCUCUCGCUCCAGAUGGCACCUGGAUCAGUUCGGAAUUCCAAGAAAUACAUACCAAACAACUCUCGACAAAGUCUCCUAAGUCACUUGACCAUGACAAAUACUUUAGCAGAUUCGAUACCUCGCAGAAGUAUCACGCGACAAUUUGAGAAGACAAAUGUGGGACCGGAGAAGGCAAAUGAGGGAUUGGAAACAGGUAAAGCAAAUAAUGAUUCAUCUAUAGGAGGUGAAACUACUAUAACGACUCACACGUUGGAGGGUGACAACACGACGCAUGUCGUUUCAUCAACUCAAUCUCCUCAAACUCAACAGAAUGAGAGCAGCUCUCUAGAUACUCCUUCAACUGAAGGAACUCUGAAUCCUCCAUUACCUCAAGGUAUACUGACCUUUGCUUACCCUUUUGUUUGUUUUGAAGUCUGGCUGAUACUAGUUAAUUAGAUUAGUUAAUUAGAGUGGUCUUGUUUCGUUGAUGAUGGGAAAUAGAUAUUGCUAUUCACCAUGUGAGAUAUUUGAGAUAUUUGUACGGGGAUUGUUAGAUUUUAUUGUAUACAUUAUCUACAUCCAAGUAUCUAAAAAGCAGACAACUCCAUUAUUUAUGAUAAAAACUUUAAAAGUUGUACUGAAAGACUAAUGCCUCUUAAUACUUGUCAAAAAAAGAAAAUAUCAAGGUUGAGUUGCAUCUAAACUAUUACACUUAUUGAGUGGUUAAUUUGCAGCUUCAAGUUGCUCCAGUAAGAAAAAACGUGGACAAACCAUGGGCAAGAGCAUUAUAAAGACAUUUGAGGCUUCAGGGAAAAAAAUGAAAAUAACUGUGGACCCAAUGAUAGGAAGACCUAAAAAUAGAGUGGAGUCAGCAAAGUUCUCGAGUCAAAUUGGUGUAGUAACUCGAGAUGUCCUUCCGGUGCCAAAAAAGUGGAAAGACGUGGAUGAAAAAGGUCUUGAACCUGGCAUUGACCAUAUAAAGAUCCACAUGGAUGUUAACUUGGAAGAUACGGGAGUGAAACGAUGCGUGAUUGAUAGACUGCAAUCUAGUACACGCCAAAAACGCUAUAGGCUCCAUCAACAUUACAAGAAAUAUUCAUCCCUUGAAGAAGCUAAGAAUAACAAGCCAUCUUUUUGUGCGAAUAAACAAAACUGGGAAGAAUUGUGCGAGCAUUUCGCCUCACCUAAAUUCAAGUCUCAGAAGGAGUUGAACGGAGGACCUUGUGAUAUGCUUGAACUCUAUAAGCGUACGCAUUAUACAGACAAAGGUGGCUGGUCAAGUAAAGAAGCAGAAGAGAAUUGGGACUUGAUGAUUGCACGGAGAGAAAAAUAUACAGAACAAGGUGUUGAGAAGAGCGAACAAGAUAUUCUUCUUGAGGUUCUUGGCCAUGGAUCUGGUUAUAUAAAAGGCUAUGGUUACGGCCCAAGGCCUCCAAGUAGACGUUCAUCAUAUGAUCUGAAUAGCCAGAAGGAGAAGGAGCUUCAAGAUACGCAUGAAAAGUUGCAAAAAUCAGAAUCUGAAGUGAUUGAGCUUAAAGAACAAGUCAGUAAUUUGAAAGACCAAUUGAGUCACCAAGGUGCAGAUAUUGCAAAGAUUAUGGCUUCCAUGGCUGCCAGCGGGACUAGUCUAUGAGCUAAGAAAGCUUCAUGUGCCGAUUUUCAUCUAUGACUGAAUGGAUUUAGCAACAAGACGAAUCAGAUUAGUUUUUCGAGGUGCACAAAUAGAAGAAAGACAACCAGCUCGAAAGGGAAUGCUUUGUUUCUUUCUCUAAGUUCUAAAUCAGACUAUUGUUUUUCGGGAAUGCUUUGUUUCUUUAAGUUCUAAAUCAGACUAUUGUUUUU